GAUCAGUGUUUCCGCCACUUCCGCUGCAUUCGCCCUCAAAGUUGUGUUGGUCGUGUUUCCGCUGUUUUCGCCACAAGCCACACAAGCUACUAAUUCAUAGGUGAUGCAAGAUCAACUGGUGAUGUAUGUGUGUGAUCUGCGGUGGAUGUGAGGGAUCGACAGCCAGAGCGAUCGCAGUAAUCGUGUCGAGUUAAUCUCACGAACGGCAAUGGACAGCACACUCUGUGGUUGACAGCGGCCCAUGGCCGUGCCUGCGCUAUUUUGCUCCAGACAUCCGAUCAAGGCACCGUCGGGAGCUCCGCCUGGCCGCUACAACACGUUGAUUCGGGUUCGGACCAGAGCAGGCGCUGUGCGGACGACAACGACCGUGGUGUGAUGUCGGCGGGUGAUGUGCCUCCCGGUCUCUCGGGCCCGUCUCUCGUGCCGUCGUUCGUGCGCUUCGUCAACAGGACCGGACGUCGGGUGGACGUGAUCUGGCUUGACUACAACGGAACGCGUGUCAAGUACAAGAGCCUGGAACCCGCUCAGGUGUUUGACGUGGACACGUUUGUGAACCACCCGUGGAUCUUCCGGGACUCCCUGACCCACGACCGGCUGGUGGUGCGUCACCGGGAGGUGUUCCUGCCACCGGAGCCCGGGCGGGCGGGUCCCGGCGGGGAGCGGACGCGCAGGAUAGUGCCCAUCACCCUGCCUGUGUAUUCCCUGAAGGAAAACUGCUUCCAAGAGAUCCGCAAGCGCAUCGCCCCGCCCGAUGCCAUCUGCAAGACGGAAAUUCCGACCGCUCUUCAACAGGAAUUCCUGCAGUUCCUUCAGCAGCGGUGAAACUAGACCUGUCCGUGCAUGCUGACGGAGGGCUCAGACCUGGACCAGAGAACUGGAACUCCCACCAAGUGGACAUGGGUGGUGCAGGUGGUGCAAGGAACAUGCUCUCAGCGUUAAUGUUCUACGAAAAUAAUCUUUAUUGCGCCUAAACAAAGAACACAGGCGUACAAAGCAAGAGCUACAAUAUGUACAGGAAUCUUAUAUUAAAGCUGCAAGUAUACUCGUGA
Molecule: messenger RNA, 1049 nt
Organism: Ixodes scapularis (black-legged tick)
Lineage: Eukaryota; Metazoa; Arthropoda; Arachnida; Ixodida; Ixodidae
Product: von Hippel-Lindau disease tumor suppressor
Exons: 3
Coding region: 376-822 (148 amino acids)
Source: RefSeq, a predicted model, not a curated record